AUGUACAGUGCACGCUGGGGCGUCGAGCAGUCUGGGAAACUCAACAUAGGCGACGACGACGCCGUGCUGUCUGUAGACACGUGUUGUCUUCACUUAGGUGAAUUUUGUAUAAAUCACCCGCGUGUUAUUCCAUUGGACACAAAUAGCGAUGGCUCAAGUCACAAGACAGACGAAGUGGCGCGGGCGCGGGCCGGGCGCGGCGUCGAUAGCGCGAUGCCGCAAUGGCCGCUCCGCUUGGCGCCAACGCCGCACGUUAUUUCCGACGCCAUUGCUCACGCUGGCUUCGAC
Iphiclides podalirius (scarce swallowtail) is the source of this 288-nucleotide messenger RNA. Lineage: Eukaryota; Metazoa; Arthropoda; Insecta; Lepidoptera; Papilionidae. The record is from the annotation of a GenBank genome assembly.